AUGCAGUCUUUCUGUGGGAGUUUAAUUCGGAGGCAAAGCUCGCGUAUUGCUCAUUUCAAAUCCACUGGAGCUUCUUUAGCUAUCAAUAGCAGUAACAUUCAUGGACUAAAUUCUCUAAGGUCUGAUUCAUCGAUUCUAGAUGGAAUUAUUGCUUCGAAGAAUCAUUUUUUCAGGUCAUUUCAUCAGCUCGCUUCUCGCUCCUGUGAAAUCAGUUUAUGGGAGGUGUUAAGCACCUUUCCUUUCUCUUUAACGUUGCACCCCAUCGUUAUUGAAAACAGUUUCUUAAAUAAAAUCACUUCAAAAUUCUUUUGGCGGACAAAAGUUGGUUCUGGAACCGAAACAUUGACAUUAUUCAACGGCAAUGGUGCAAAUUCUAAGCUUAAUUUGUCUUUGUGGAUGGCAAUGGGAUCUCCAUUACUCUGCAGGAGCAUGACAACAGCAGGAAAUUCUGUUGAAUCAACUUCAAAAGUUGCUUCGGAAACCAUCACUGAUGAUGCCCUCAUCAAAUUUAACAGACUCAAAACUGCCAGGCAUAAAAUGCAGAUUCUAGACAAGGAAGCAGUGCAGGAAGUAAGCACGCAGAGGGAGAUCCCUGAUAUAAAGCCUGGUUAUAUUGUGCAACUCAAAGUGGAAGUACCUGAGAAUAAGAGACGUAUCUCAAUUGUGAAGGGCAUUGUUAUCACAAGACCUAAUGCUGGACUAAAUACUACGUUUAGAUUAAGGAGGCUAGUGGCUGGGGUGGGAGUUGAAUCCCUCUUCCCGCUGUACUCGCCUAACAUAGAGGAAAUAAAGGUGCUAGACAAGAAGAAAGUGAGGAGGGCCAAGCUUUACUAUCUCAGAGACAAGAUGAACGCACUUAAGAAAUGGUAGAAAGCUUUAUAAUUAGUGCAAGUUUGACUAUCCAUUUAUUGAGAAAGUGGAGUUAGUCAUGCUGGCGAAAAGUGAGAGCCAUUCGCAUUCCUUUUUUAAAUUUUGAUGUUAGUUCCUUCUUUCGAUUUCCUCCAUUUUGAAAUUGUGAGAAUUAGGAUGGUGAAAAUAUGUGAGGCUGCCAGUGGCAUUCACUGCAAGCUGCAAAAAGAUUUAAUAUGUUUUCAGCUAUGCAUCGUGAUAAAGUAUUCUUGUGCAUAGAUUUCACCUUUCAUUGAUCUAAUGUUACCUGUAGAUUUUCUUUGAUGAA
Hevea brasiliensis (rubber tree) is the source of this 1177-nucleotide messenger RNA. RefSeq lists its product as uncharacterized. The record is from RefSeq and is a predicted model, not a curated record. Gene Ontology annotation, molecular function: structural constituent of ribosome. Gene Ontology annotation, biological process: translation. Gene Ontology annotation, cellular component: ribosome. Lineage: Eukaryota; Viridiplantae; Streptophyta; Magnoliopsida; Malpighiales; Euphorbiaceae.